This is a messenger RNA of Nematocida ausubeli, 1032 nucleotides long. RefSeq lists its product as uncharacterized. The record is from RefSeq and is a predicted model, not a curated record. Lineage: Eukaryota; Fungi; Microsporidia. Bases 1 to 1032 code for a protein of 343 amino acids. The transcript has a single exon.
AUGGAUAAAGACUUCUGUAAGGCAGUAAGUAUUUUAAGCGAGUACAUAAACGAAAAGGGAAGCAAAAUAGAGAAUACGUUUAAGUUCGCAAGCGACGCUCUAUCCCUGUACGCUAUAAAUGCAGAAAACGAGGAUAUUGUGGGCUUUUCGGAGAGCUUAUUCAGAGAUACGAUUGCCGACCUUUUUUCUUCAGAGGAGGAAGUAGAGGAGAUUGCAGUGAUGGAGCAAAUUCCCGCUUCGUCUACAGACUAUGAAGUCCCCUUCAACAGAAAAAGACGUGGCAGUGUCAGCGCGUCUGGAAACCCUUUUGCGCCUCUCACGAUCUACCCAAAGUCUGACAAGAUUUCUGAGAUGCUGCUAAAUAUUUUAGCAAACACGCGGCUCAUUGCCAGCACAAUGGACGUGGAGCAGAUGAAAAAGCUUGUGUCCACUAUGUUCCUGCAGCACGUUUACAAAGGGGAAAAGCUCAUUAAUCAGGGGGAGUAUGGGAAAACAAUGUAUCUCGUGGAAAGCGGCGAGUUUCAGAUUUUGCAGAAUGGAAAGCUAAAGGCUACUCUUCGCCAAAACUCGCUGUUUGGAGAGAUCUCUCUUCUCUACAGCUGUCCCCGGACUGCAAGUGUCAUCUGCACGAUCGAUGCAAAGGUGUGGGUGGUGACGUCAGACGCCUACACCGCGAUUCUUAUGGUGGACCAGAGACGAACUAGGGAGCUUGUCUGUGCGCUCUUGGAGAGAAACAGAAAGUAUGUAAGUCUUUCGCUAGAAGAAAAAACACGGCUCUUAUACUCAUCCCAUCUAAUCAACUACUCAAAGAACGAUAGGAUAGACGUAAAUGAGGUAGGUGUGUUUUUGGUUGUAUCAUGUGGUGGGCAGGAGUCUGAGGACGAAAAAAAGACAGCUACAGAGGCACAAACGUCUCCUAGCGCUGUGCAGAUCGGCACAAUCAUACAGAAUGGAAUUGUGUGCGAUUCAGAUAUGCUGGUUCUUUUUAUCCCUGAUUCGAUAUAUGCUAUGAUAAAGGAGGAUGAUGCAUAG